UGAUGUACAUUCCAAAUCAAUGCUAUCGAACCGAUUAUUGAUAUGGCCAGAAACCAUUUUGCCAAUGUUUUUGAUGUCAUUUUGGGUGAAUUCAAAAAUUGAUUCUUGCAGACGAUAAUUUUUCACCAUGUGAUCAAUUCAUGAUUUUUCGAUCACUAAACGAAAAUGCAAUGCGAUGAAGAAAUAUUCGAAAUUAAUGAUUUCAGUACAUCAUCCGAUUGGGAACGUUUUAUCGCAGAUAUUGAAGAAAUACUUACUCAAUGGAAUUUGGCCAAUAGUUUGGAUAAUAAGGAUUCGAUCAUUAUCAACACAUCAUCAUCAUCAUCACCAACAACAUCGAAUUCAAAAAUUGCAACAUCGAAAUUAUUAUCCGAACCAAAUCGAUGGCAACAUCGACAAGAAUCAAUCAAAUAUCGAAAGGUUUCAUUUUCAUUGCAAUAUUUUCAAUUUCGUAAAGAUUCCGCAUCAUCAUCAUCAGUACCGAUUGGACGAUCAUCUGAACAAUGUAAGCAGCAGACGUCGAAUCAAACAAUCAAUCAAUCAUGGCGUGAUAUGUGUUCAAUUGAAAAUGAUUGGCCCGUUACUGGACAUCCAUUAGUUCGUUAUUAUGGCCUUAGUCAAUUUUUAUUACUUAUACCAUUGGAUGGUGAAAUUAUCGGUACAGAAGAUCGUGCAAGACAUUUACUUGGUUCAGCUUCCAUUGCUUUGCAUAAUUUAGAUUGUGAAAUACCAUUUUUUUGUCAAAUAUCUACACUUAGCCGUCGUUUAUUUAUGGGAAUUGGUCAUCAAACAAAUGGAUUUCGUACCUAUUUUGAUAUGAUACAAUUCCCUGAUAUUCCACCAUCAUAUCGUUAUUUCAAUGAACUAAUGGUGCUUUUCAAAAAGAAACUUUAUUCAUCAUUUUCAUAUCAUUCGAAUGUUAUAACACCUAAAGAUGAAACGAUUGACGAAUAUCGACCAUCAUCAUCAUCAUCAUCUUCGAAUGAACCUACAGUACGUGUUUCUAUUCGAUUUACAUAUCUAUUGAAUCGUUGGCCAACCGAAUAUCUACUAUUCAAUCCAUCCAUAAUCGAUUCGAAUCUAUUUGUUCGACGAUUUUCCUAUUUUGGAACAUUGAACAUUAUACCAAAAGCUCAUGAACAAAUAAUGAUAAAUUUUGCCAAUAUUUUUGGUGAUCCACUUACACAAUGGCAAUUGGCAACAACAUGGCCAUCUGUAGCCGAAGAAUUAAUUACUGAUAAUGCAUAUCAUAGUGAUCUACAACCACGUAAUGCACCAAAAUGGUCGCUAAGAUCAUUGUUCAAUGAUGAUCCAAAUAAUCUACCAAUUUAUUGUCGUUAUGUUGAAUUAAUUCGAUUAUUUCGACAACUUGCGAAUCGUGGUAAUUCAAAUAUUCCAUUAUUGAAUUCAUUAUUUCAAGAAAUUGAUAAUCAUCAACAACAACAACAAAAAGAUGAACAAGAUAUUCGUCAAGCAUUGGAUCGAUUAUCGACACCUUCAUCAACUGCACAAUCAUCAUUAUUGAAAACAACAAAUAAAUUACUGGUUACAAGUCAAUUUCUAACAGAUUUAAUGUCAAUGGUAGCUGGAUCUGGUUCAAGACAAAUUCCACCAGAAUAUAUUGAAGCAUUUGUUGAAAAUUUAUUCGAUGAUAAUGAUGAUUCGAAUGAUCGAGAAAAAGCGAAUGAAAAACAGGAUAACAAACCCGAUGAUGAUCAAUUUGAUAAAUUGAAAUCAGCACCACGUAAUAGCCUUAGUUGGCGUUUAGCCAAUCUUGUUGUAAAUAUUUAUGGCCAAACUCGUCAGCCAAUUAAUCUGGCACAAUUAUGGAAAUUCUUCAUACAAAAAUUACGUAAUCAUUGGAGAUCUGGACAACUAUUACCACAUCUUUAUGAUAAAAACAACGAAAUUGAUCAUGGAUCUUGUUUAUUUCAUCAAAAACUUCAAAUGUUAAACAGUUGUAUUCGACAGAAAAUUAAACGAGAACAUCAAAAUAUUAAACUUACUGUUGCCGCAGAAGAUUCAGAUGAAGAAUUUUUUGAUGCUCAAGAUGAAGAACUGGAAACCGAAACGGAAAAUCAAACAGCUGAAGGUCAACUUUAUCCAUUAAAAGAUUCAAAUGAUCAACCAAUAUAUCUAUUGUCGAAUUCGAAUCGACCAAUACAAGUGCCACAAACACAAGAUCCGGCACCAAUGACCGAAGAUAUUCUGGCACGACAAGUAGCAAAUUUGGCUCAAAUUGAUGAUGUUCGAAUGAAAAUUCGUUUACAAUCAGCCGGAUUAUUAUCCGAUAUGGAAGCAUUUAAAGCAGCUAAUCCAGGUUGUCAAUUUGAAGAUUUUAUUCGUUGGCAUUCACCACGUGAUUGGAUACAACAACAAUCAUCAUUCGAAUCGAAUAAGGUUGAUGACAUGCCCGAAACAUUUGGUCUAAGUCGUAGAAUGCGUGAAUCAAAUACAUGGAAUGAACUUUGGCAAUCUGCUCGGCCAUGUCCUGUACGGAGACAAAAACGUUUGUUUAAUUAUACAAAAGAAGCAGAAGAAAUUCUUCAAUAUUUCGAAACAAUUUCAUUGAAAACUUUGGUGGAUUUUCUUUCGCCUAUUGUUUUUAAAUCGCUUAUUGUACAAUUAUUACGUUAUCGUAGAGAAAUUCUUGAUUUUAUACGAUCCAACAACAACACUGGUGGUGAUGAUUCAAAUAUUGAUUUUUUAUCAAUCGAUAUAAUUUCAAUUGAACAUCUAUUCAAUCGAAAUGAUUAUAGCCAACUGAUCGAUGAACAAUUGAAUGAUUUAGAAUUUUCAAUGUUAAAAUUUUAUUCAUUAUUACAUAAAUUCUGUCAUUCAUAUGAAUCGGUUUUUCAACGACAGAAAAAAUUAUUUGCCAAUUUAUUUCGAGAACAGCAACCACAACAACGAUCAAAUUCCCCUACAGCAAUUACAGGUAAAAUAACAUCGACAAAAAAAUUACCUGCAACUCGAUUAUCCAAAUCGAAUAAUAUGAAAACUUUGACCGAAUUGAAAGGAUCAGAUUUUAUUCAAUUUAUUUUGAAAUUAAUUAACGAACCAGAAGUUGAAUUUGCAAAUACCGAUAUGAUUGCCGAAUUGAUUGUUAAAAUUUUUGCCGAUUCUGAUCGUUUUCAAUAUGAACAAUCGACAAGUGUUGGUGAUCGAAUUCGAACAAACGAAUUAUCAUCAUCGGAUAAUGAAAAAAUGAUGAAAAUAAUAUCAUCCGGUUCAUUACCGCCACCUACCGGUAAAGAAUUUAUAAUACGUGCAACAGGAUUCGCCAGACCUGCACCAUAUUCCCGGCCAUCAUCAAAUCGAAUGUAUUGUUUUUUAUCAAAAGAUUUUCGUAUUGCAUCGGCAUUCACCGAAGAUAUUGCUUAUUUUUAAAAAUUUUUCAAUCUUUUUUACUAAAAUACUUGUGAUUUAUUCAUUUUGUUGUUGUUGUUGUUUUUGAUGAAAAUAAAGUAAACUAAACAAA
This is a messenger RNA of Dermatophagoides pteronyssinus (European house dust mite), 3481 nucleotides long. RefSeq names its product RAB3 GTPase activating protein subunit 1 (gene Rab3GAP1). Gene Ontology annotation, molecular function: GTPase activator activity. Gene Ontology annotation, biological process: positive regulation of GTPase activity. Lineage: Eukaryota; Metazoa; Arthropoda; Arachnida; Sarcoptiformes; Pyroglyphidae. The record is from RefSeq and is a predicted model, not a curated record.